Molecule: messenger RNA, 11063 nt
Organism: Eublepharis macularius
Lineage: Eukaryota; Metazoa; Chordata; Lepidosauria; Squamata; Eublepharidae
Gene: ITPR2
Product: inositol 1,4,5-trisphosphate receptor type 2
Exons: 57
Coding region: 1-8109 (2702 amino acids)
Biological process (GO): calcium ion transmembrane transport
Cellular component (GO): membrane; endoplasmic reticulum
Molecular function (GO): inositol 1,4,5-trisphosphate-gated calcium channel activity; inositol 1,4,5 trisphosphate binding
Source: RefSeq, a predicted model, not a curated record
AUGCCCGAGCAGAUGUCCGGCUUCCUGUACAUCGGGGACAUCGUCUCCCUCUACGCCGAGGGCGCGGUCAGCGGCUUCCUCAGCACCCUCGGGCUGGUGGAUGAUAGAUGUGUGGUUCAACCAGAUGCUGGUGAUCUUUGUAAUCCUCCUAAGAAAUUCAGAGACUGCCUGUUUAAAGUAUGUCCUAUGAACCGAUAUUCUGCACAGAAGCAAUACUGGAAAGCCAAGCAGGCAAAACAAGGGAAUCACACGGAAGCGGCGCUACUGAAGAAACUGCAGCACGCAGCAGAACUGGAACAGAAGCAGAAUGAAUGUGAGAACAGGAAGCUGCUGGGAGAAAUUGUCAAGUACAGCAACGUCAUACAGCUUCUUCACAUCAAAAGCAACAAGUACCUUACGGUCAACAAGAGAUUGCCAGCCCUGCUGGAGAAGAAUGCGAUGCGGGUCUCUCUGGAUGCUGCUGGGAACGAGGGGUCGUGGUUUUACAUCCAGCCCUUCUGGAAGCUGAGGAGUGAAGGGGACAACAUCGUCGUAGGAGACAAAGUGGUCCUCAUGCCAGUCAACGCGGGGCAGCCUCUUCAUGCUAGCAACAUCGAGCUCCUGGAUAACCCUGGAUGCAAAGAGGUGAAUGCUGUUAAUUGUAACACCAGCUGGAAAAUAACCCUGUUUAUGAAACACAGCUGCUACAGAGAAGAUGUGCUUAAAGGUGGGGACGUUGUUCGGUUGUUCCAUGCUGAACAGGAGAAGUUUCUUACUUGUGAUGAGUAUCAGAAGAAACAACACAUCUUCCUUCGGACAACAUUGCGUCAGUCGGCCACCUCUGCAACAAGUUCGAAAGCCCUGUGGGAAAUUGAGGUGGUACACCAUGAUCCGUGCCGGGGAGGCGCAGGACAGUGGAACAGCCUCUUCAGAUUUAAACAUCUGGCAACUGGAAACUAUUUGGCUGCAGAGUUAAAUCCACACUAUCCAGAUGGUAGUAAUGGGGAAAAAGUUGUGCAGAUAGACGGCGAACUCCUCACUUCAAAGAAGAAACGGCAGGCAGGGGAGAAAAUUAUGUACACUUUGGUGUCUGUGCCACACGGAAAUGACAUCGCCUCUCUCUUUGAGCUGGAUGCCACCACCCUUCAGCGAGCAGACUGCCUCGUCCCCAGGAAUUCGUAUGUUCGACUGAGACACCUUUGCACCAAUACAUGGGUUACCAGUACUAGCAUCCCAAUAGACACAGAAGAAGAAAGGCCUGUGAUGUUAAAAAUUGGAACCUGCCAAACAAAGGAGGACAAGGAAGCUUUUGCUAUUGUGUCUGUUCCUCUGUCUGAGGUGAGAGAUUUGGAUUUUGCCAAUGAUGCCAACAAAGUUUUAGCGUCAUCAGUUAAAACGUUGGAGAAUGGCUCCAUAUCUCAGAACGAGAGGAGGUUUGUUACUAAGCUCUUGGAAGACCUCAUUUUCUUCAUUGCUGAUGUGCCCAAUAACGGUCAGGAGGUUUUGGAUGUGGUAGUCACGAAACCCAACCGGGAAAGGCAGAAGUUAAUGAGAGAGCAAAACAUAUUGGCCCAGAUAUUUGGGAUCCUGAAAGCUCCAUUUAAAGAUAAAGCAGGAGAGGGAGCUAUGCUGAGACUGGAGGACCUGGGCGACCAAAGAUAUGCACCGUACAAAUACAUCCUGAGGCUUUGCUAUCGAGUGCUCCGACAUUCGCAGCAGGACUACAGGAAAAAUCAGGAAUACAUUGCUAAGAACUUCUGUGUCAUGCAGUCCCAGAUUGGCUAUGAUAUCUUGGCAGAAGACACGAUCACAGCUUUGUUGCACAACAACCGGAAGCUGCUAGAGAAACACAUUACGGCUAAAGAAAUAGAGACAUUUGUGAAUUUACUCAGGAGGAAUAGAGAGCCAAGGUUCCUGGACUAUCUGUCAGACUUGUGUGUUUCCAACACAACAGCCAUUCCAGUAACUCAAGAGCUUAUUUGUAAAUAUAUGCUGAGCCCAGGAAAUGCUGACAUUCUCAUUCGGACCAAGUUGGUGUCAAUGCAAAUGGAUGGCCCUGCUGAAUGUUCCGUCCUUUCUGAUGAUAUUGAUGAGGAAGAGGUUUGGCUGUACUGGAUCGAUAGCAACAAGGAGCCGCAUGGUAAAGCAAUCCGGCAUCUUGCUCAAGAAGCGAAGGAGGGCACCAAGAGUGAUUUAGAAGUCCUUACUUACUACAGGUAUCAAUUGAACCUCUUUGCAAGGAUGUGCUUGGACCGUCAGUAUUUGGCAAUCAACCAGAUUUCCACCCAGCUCUCAGUGGACCUGAUCCUGCGCUGCAUGUCGGAUGAGAGCCUUCCUUACGACCUGCGGGCAUCUUUCUGCCGCCUCAUGUUGCACAUGCACGUGGACAGGGAUCCUCAGGAAACGGUGGUGCCUGUGAAGUACGCCCGGCUGUGGACAGAAAUCCCCACCAAAAUAACCAUCCAUGAAUAUGACUCUUUCACGGAUUCGUCAAGGAAUGACAUGAAGAGAAAAUUUGCUUUGACAAUGGAAUUUGUAGAAGAGUACUUGAAGGAAGUUGUGAAUCAGCCGUUUCCUUUUGGAGACAAAGAGAAGAAUAAACUAACUUUUGAGGUGGUGCACCUGGCACGCAAUCUCAUAUACUUUGGUUUUUAUAGUUUCAGUGAGCUACUGAGGCUGACCAGAACACUCUUGGCUAUCCUUGAUAUUAUACAGGGGCCCAUGUCUUCCUAUUUUGAAAGAUUAAGCAAAUUUCAGGAUGGAGGAAACAAUGUUAUGAGGACCAUUCAUGGUGUGGGAGAGAUGAUGACCCAAAUGGUUCUGAGCAGAGGUUCCAUCUUCCCUCUUGCUGCGCCUGAAGUGCCUCCAAGCGUCCACCCAAGCAAGCAAGCAGGCACUGUAGAGAGCGAAGAUGUGACUGUGAUGGACACCAAGCUAAAAAUCAUUGAGAUUCUACAGUUUAUACUAAGUGUCCGACUUGACUACCGAAUAUCCUACAUGCUGUCUAUUUACAAGAAGGAGUUUGGAGAGAGCAGUGAAAAUAUUGAUAAUUCCAUUGCGUCUUCACCUGACUCGCCAAUCAUGAUUUCAGCUGUUGUCCCUGACAUAGAUGAAAUUGCGGCUCAAGCAGAGACUAUGUUUGCCGGCAGAAAAGAAAAGAACGCUGUGCAGCUGGACGAUGAAGGGGGCAGGACUUUUUUGCGUGUCCUCAUCCACCUGAUUAUGCAUGACUACCCCCCUUUGCUUUCAGGGGCCCUUCAGCUCUUGUUCAAACAUUUCAGCCAACGAGCAGAAGUUCUGCAAGCGUUUAAACAGGUUCAGUUGCUGGUGUCUAAUCAGGAUGUGGACAAUUACAAACAAAUCAAAGCUGAUCUUGACCAGCUGAGGUUGACUGUAGAAAAAUCUGAACUUUGGGUUGAUAAGAACAGCAGCUACGAGAGUGGCGAGCCGGGCGAGAGCCAAGCCAAAGGGGGUGAAGAGCCCAUUGAGGAAUCAGGUAUUUUGAGUCCAGUCCAAGAUGGGAGCAAGAAGCCUCAGAUCGACAGCAACAAAAGUAACAACUACAAUAUUGUUAUGGAGAUUUUGAUUCGCCUGAGUAAACUCUGUAUCCAGAAUAAAAAGUGUCGGAAUCAGCAACAGCGAUUGCUUAAAAACAUGGGAGCGCACAGCGUGGUGUUGGAUCUUUUACAGAUACCCUAUGAGAAGACAGACGAGAAGAUGAAUGAAGUGAUGAACUUGGCUCACAUGUUUCUUCAGAACUUCUGCCGUGGAAACCCUCAGAAUCAAGUCCUCCUUCAUAAGCACCUCAACUUAUUCCUAACACCAAGGCUCCUUGAAGCUGAAACCAUGCGGCACAUUUUCACAAACAACUACCACCUUUGCAAUGAAAUUAGCGAGCGAGUGGUGCAGCACUUCGUGCACUGCAUUGAGACGCAUGGCCGCCACGUGGAGUAUCUGCGGUUCCUGCAAACCAUUGUGAAAGCAGACGGCAAAUAUGUAAAGAAGUGCCAAGAUAUGGUGAUGACAGAGCUUGUGAAUGGGGGAGAAGAUGUGCUGGUGUUUUAUAAUGACAGAGCAUCCUUCCCCGUCCUUCUCCACAUGAUGUGCUCGGAGAGAGACCGCGUGGACGAGAGCGGGGCUUUGGCUUACCACAUCACCUUGGUGGAGUUGCUGGCGGCAUGUACGGAAGGGAAGAAUGUGUACACUGAGAUCAAGUGCAAUUCCCUUCUGCCUCUAGAUGACAUAGUGCGGGUGGUGACUCAUGACGACUGCAUACCUGAGGUUAAGAUCGCGUAUGUGAACUUCGUCAACCAUUGCUAUGUGGACACGGAGGUGGAAAUGAAGGAAAUCUACACUAGUAACCACAUCUGGAAAUUAUUUGAAAACUUCCUUGUGGAUAUGGCAAGGGUUUGUAACACAACCACAGACAGAAAGCACGCGGACACCUCUCUGGAGAAAUACGUCACUGAGCCUGUCAUGAACAUUGUGAGCGGCUUCUUCAGUUCUCCGUUUUCAGACAACAGCACAAGCCUCCAGACUCAUCAGCCUGUGUUUAUCCAGUUGCUGCAGUCAGCAUUUAGAAUUUAUAACUGUACCUGGCCAAACCCUGUGCAGAAAUCUUCUGUGGAGUCUUGUAUCAAAACGCUGGCUGAAGUUGCCAAGAACCGUGGCAUUGCAAUUCCAGUGGAUUUGGACAGCCAAGUCAAUACAUUGUUCAUGAAGAGCCAUACCAAUAUGAUUCAGAGAGCAGCCAUGGGCUGGCGAAUGUCUGCUCGCAGUGGCCCUCGUUUUAAAGAGGCCCUCGGAGGACCUGCCUGGGAUUAUAGGAAUAUAAUUGAGAAGCUACAGGAUGUUGUCGCUUCUUUGGAACAGCAGUUCAAUCCCAUGAUGCAGGCGGAGUUUUCAGUGUUGGUGGAUGUCUUGCAUAGCCCCGAGCUGCUUUUUCCUGAGGGGAGUGAUGCUCGAAUCAGAUGUGGGGCUUUCAUGUCCAAGUUGAUAAAUCACACAAAGAGGCUAAUGGAGAAGGAAGAAAAACUCUGUAUCAAAAUUCUCCAGACGUUACGGGAAAUGCUCGACAAGAAGGACAGCUUUGUGGAAGAGGGCAGCAGCCUGAGGAAGACACUGCUAAAUCGCUAUUUCAAAGGUGACCAUGGAGGCAGCGUCAGUGGCCCUCUGUCCGGCAGCUACAGCAAAACGGCACAAGGAGGAGGCAGCUUUUCAGGACAAGAUUCAGAUAAGUCCGGGGCAUCGAUGCACGAUAUCCAGUGCCUUCUGGAUAAAGAAGGCGCAUCGGAACUUGUCACAGAUGUCAUCGUUAGUACCAAAAAUGACAGGAUAUUCUCAGAAGCCAUCUUGCUUGGCAUUGCUUUGCUGGAAGGUGGAAACACGCAGAUUCAGUAUUCCUUUUAUCAGCAACUGAAUGAGCAAAAAAAGUCUGAGAAGUUUUUUAAAGUCUUGUAUGAUAGAAUGAAAACAGCCCAGCAGGAAAUCCGAUCAACGGUAACUGUGAACACUGUUGAUAUGGGAACCAAAAAGAAGGACGAGGACAAUGACUUGCCUGUCUCACUCCCCAAAAAGAGAGUAAGAGACUCAAAUCUUCAUUUGAAAGAAGGGAUGAAGGGGCAACUGACAGAAGCGUCGACGGCAACCUCCAAGGCUUACUGUGUGUACCGCAGAGAAAUGGACCCCGAAAUAGACCUGAUGAGUUCAGGUACAGACACAACGAACGCAGAAGAAAAGUCUUCUGAGGAAAUCACUAUGAAUCCUGCCAUUGUGAUCAUGCAGCCAAUCCUGAGGUUCCUUCAGUUGCUGUGUGAGAAUCACAAUCGGGAGCUGCAGAACUUUUUAAGAAAUCAGAACAACAAAACCAACUACAACCUGGUCUGCGAGACCCUUCAGUUUCUGGAUUGCAUCUGCGGCAGCACGACAGGCGGGCUCGGACUUCUGGGUCUGUACAUCAACGAGAAGAACGUCACUCUGGUGAACCAAACGCUGGAAAGCUUGACUGAAUAUUGCCAGGGCCCGUGCCAUGAAAACCAGAGUUGUAUAGCUACACAUGAAUCUAAUGGAAUUGACAUUAUCAUUGCCUUGAUCCUGAAUGACAUCAACCCCCUUGGAAAAUACCGCAUGGAUUUAGUGCUUCAGUUGAAGAACAACGCCUCCAAGCUUUUGCUAGCUAUUAUGGAAAGCAGACACGACAGCGAGAAUGCGGAAAGGAUCCUUUUCAACAUGAGACCAAGAGAGCUGGUGGACGUAAUGAAGAAUGCAUACAAUCAGGGUCUGGAGAGUGACCACGGAGAAGAGGGUGCGGACGAUGCCAUUUCACCCAGAGACGUUGGACAUAAUAUCUACAUCUUAGCCCAUCAGUUGGCUCGUCACAAUAAAAUAUUGCAACAGAUGCUGAAGCCUGGGUCCGAUCCAGAGGAAGGGGAUGAAGCCUUGAAGUACUAUGCUAAUCACACAGCCCAGAUCGAGAUUGUUCGUCAUGAUAGAACUAUGGAACAAAUUGUCUUCCCUGUGCCGAAUAUUUGUGAAUUCCUUACCCACGAAUCCAAGUAUCGUGUGUUUAAUUCUACCGAGAGAGAUGAACAAGGAAGCAAAGUGAAUGACUUUUUCCAGCAGACAGAGGACCUGUAUAAUGAAAUGAAGUGGCAGAAGAAAAUUCGGAAUGAUCCAGCCCUCUUCUGGUUCUCCCGCCACAUUUCCCUCUGGGGAAGUAUAUCGUUCAAUCUGGCAGUUUUUAUCAAUCUAGCUGUAGCUCUUUUUUACCCCUUUGGAGACGACGGAGAUGAAGGCACCCUUUCCCCGCUGUUUUCCAUUCUCCUCUGGAUAGCAGUGGCUGUCUGUACAUCCCUGCUGUUCUUCUUCCCUAAGCCUGUUGGCAUUCGACCCUUUCUGGUUUCUGUAAUGCUCCGGUCAAUUUAUACAAUUGGCCUUGGACCAACACUGAUCCUACUUGGUGCCGCUAACCUUUGCAACAAGAUAGUUUUCUUGGUGAGCUUUGUUGGGAACCGUGGCACAUUCACUCGUGGCUACCGAGCAGUCGUCAUGGACAUGGCGUUCCUCUACCAUGUGGCAUACGUGCUCGUCUGCAUGCUGGGCCUCUGUGUGCAUGAGUUCUUUUACAGUUUCUUGUUAUUUGACUUGGUGUACAGAGAGGAGACCCUGUUGAACGUAAUAAAAAGUGUUACACGGAACGGACGCUCCAUUAUCCUGACAGCGGUGCUGGCUCUCAUCCUGGUUUACCUCUUCUCAAUUGUUGGAUUCUUGUUCUUGAAAGACGACUUCAUUAUGGAAGUGGAAAGGCUGAAAAACAGAACACCUGUGGCAGACACUGGCACAGUUCCUACCACAACUUUAACAGCAAUGAUGGGAACAUGCGCAAAGGAUAAUUGCACGACUACAAUACCAUCUAUAAAAUCAGACGAGGAAAAUGAUGAGGAUGGGAUUGAGAGAACAUGUGACACUCUGCUAAUGUGCAUUGUGACAGUACUGAACCAAGGCCUGAGAAAUGGUGGUGGAGUUGGAGAUGUACUACGCAAGCCUUCCAAAGAUGAGCCCCUCUUUGCUGCUCGGGUUGUUUAUGAUCUCCUUUUCUAUUUCAUUGUCAUCAUUAUUGUCCUGAACCUCAUCUUUGGAGUCAUCAUUGAUACGUUUGCAGAUCUGAGGAGCGAAAAACAGAAGAAAGAGGAAAUCUUAAAGACAACCUGUUUCAUCUGCGGGCUUGAGCGAGACAAGUUUGAUAACAAGACAGUUUCGUUUGAGGAGCACAUCAAGUCAGAACACAACAUGUGGCACUACCUGUACUUCAUAGUUCUGGUCCGAGUGAAAGACCCUACGGAAUACACCGGCCCUGAAAGUUACGUGGCUCAGAUGAUUGUGGAAAAGAAUUUAGACUGGUUCCCUCGGAUGAGAGCCAUGUCCCUCGUCAGCAACGAAGGCGACAGCGAGCAGAAUGAAAUCCGGAGCCUGCAGGAGAGGUUGGAGUCCACCAUGAACUUGGUCAAGCAGCUGUCUGGGCAGUUAGCUGAGCUGAAAGAACAGAUGACAGAGCAGAGGAAAAACAAGCAGAGGCUGGGCUUUCUCGGUUCCAACGCGCCUCAUGUGAACCAUCACAUGCCGCCACACUGAUGCCACGAGGGAAGCCGUGGCCAGCUUUCUGUCCGUCGUCUUGCUUGACUACAGAAGCAAAAGCCCUAAUGAGGCAUGCUGAAGAGCGUCUGUUGCUGAGAAGUGGCAAGCAGCCACGUGCCAAGACGUUAAGUGAUGGAGCGCUGGGGACAAUUUGGAACUCUUUCUCUGUGGCUGAAAGGGGCCACUGGCUCAAACGCGGCAGAUAACACGGUCGGGUGAGGACUCUUCGGCAUUCGUUCCCCGUGCCAAAAAGAAAAAGCGGCCCUCAGGUUACACUUCCUUGUGAUUCGGCUGGUUUCUUCAGGGGCUGCUUGCAGAUGGAAAAACAGGGCAGAGUCUGGCUCUGUUGUUUUGAACACAACUGGAAUCCUUGUGAAAGGAACGGAGUGCAGAAGGGACGGAGGGAAUAGCUUAUUGACGCCAAGUGCAGCCUCCGCAUUCGGAAUGUGCAGAAGUUCUUUGCCGUUGCCUUUGCUGGCCAGCCUCAUUUCUCAUGCUUCCUUGGCAUUUGCUUUCUCUGUUAAAAUGAUUGUAAAUAUGUCAGUGGGGAAAACAUUUAACGUUACAGCAAGUAAGCUUGCAAUAGAAUUCUGCUGGAACACAAGAGCUACAGAGACCAGUUCCAACGAAAAGUAGGGGCUGGCUGUCAGUCCUCGCGGCUUCCACACUUCUCCCUUGUCACAAUGCAACAGCAGCAGGGAGGACUGGAAAUGUAUGCGCAGGACCCCUGGCAGUAUUAACUGGAAUAGAUUCCUUUGCUUCUGGAUUUAGAAGUUCCCUAUUAAUGUGGCUGCAGGGAGAGAUGUUCCCUAACGAUCAUAUUUAACUUUGUUUAUGCACCAUGAAAAAGAUUUGGAGAGAAAAUGGUAUCUUUUAUAACUGGCAUUAGAGAUUAACGGCUUUUUUCUGGGAAAAGAGGUGGUGGAACUCAGUGGGUUGCCAGCACAGGGGGCAACUCCUGGCGGGAGGUGGUGUCCCUGGUACCAGAUGCGCAUGCGCAAAGUCUGCGCAUGCUCCCAGGACCCCACUUUGGGUCAGCUGGAACAAGGGGGGAGUUUUUUAAAGUUUAUAUUAUCGUCAGCAAAAAUGGUCACAUGGCCAGUGGCCCCGCCCCCUGAUCUCCAGACAGAGGAGGGUUUAGAUUGCCCUCAGCAACGCAGGGGUGGGGCCACCAGUCAGGGGGCGGGGCCACCAGCCAUGUGACCAUUUUCAAGAGGUGCUGGAACUCCGUUCCACCGCGUUCCAGCUGAAAAAAAAGCCCUGGAGAUUAAUGUUGAGGGGGAAGACAGCCUUGUGAUGACUGGAGAGAAUCGUAAUUGUGCCAGUACUGCCCAGAAACCACAGAAAGAAGCUGUUGGGCUUAAACUGACAAAGGUUAGGACCAGCCUCUCCUUUCUGUGGGAUGCGUUCUUCUGUUAGGCUCCUUUAGUGCAUUAAACUUCCACUGACCCAGGGAAGGAGUGUCACGUUAUUGCCCAUCUUCUGAUCGGCCUGACUCUCACUGGAGGGGGCACAGAUGGCGUGUUGGCCCAGGACUCCAGUUCUUUCAUUGGUGUUGUGAUAGAGGUCAAGGCCAGGCCUCAGCAGGGACCGUACCACCUUUGCUUCAACUGUGUAAGGGAUGGGAGUUACUGCGACAGACCAAGAACCUUUUGAGAAGCAGAUGACCAGGAGACCAAAUGAACUCCGUUCAUGCUGUUUUUCAGUCUUGGAUUUCCCCAGAUGCCAGCCUCAGAUUUCGCUUUGAGCACAAACUGCGGAUAGGGAAUUGUCAAAACUGUUUGUGAUAUGGACCCGAGUAAAACAGGUUCUUCUGAUUAUUUAUUACAAAAGCUAAUCAGGGAGCCAUUAGCAGUUCUGCUGACUCCUUGGAAGCCACAAAUGCAGUCUUAACGUAACUCAGACUACAAGUGAUUUCUCGGGACUAAACAACACAGUGAACUUACUUUGCAGCUUUACUUGUUGAUUCCAAGUAAAGGGUUUGUGCAGGGCAGCUGUUUGGUUUUCCACUGAGCCCCGUUUCUUUCUCUAGAGCAUUUUCUGAGUGGCAUUUCCUGAGUUUUGCACUGAGAUUUCAAGGCCAGAUUCUGUGUCCCCCCCCCCCGGGGGGCUGGAUCGGUAUCUCUAGAGCACAUUUGUGAGACUGGAGGUGUAAACUUGACAUCAGAGCAUGUAUUUUUCUGUCAGAUCACUUAUUUUUCUUUUUAACCAGCUCAAAAAUGAGUCCUCCUCUUCUACAUGGAGGUAUUAAGGCCUUGCAUGGAAACAAAGCUGCCGUUUCAAGGAAGUCAUGUAAAUAAUAUCCCAAGACUCUUCAUUUAUGCAGCUCUAGAAGGGAAAGAAAGAACUGAAUUUGAGGAGGUGUCCUAUAGUAAGCUAUGAUGGUUGUUGUGGGUUUUCUGGGCUGUAUUGCCAUGGUCUUGGCAUUGUAGUUCCUGACGUUUCGCCAGCAGCUGUGGCUGGCAUCUUCAGAGGUGUAGCACCAAAAGACAGAGAUCUCUCAGUGUCACAGUGUGGAGAAGAUGUUGGCAGGUCAUUUAUAUCUAUUCAUGAGGGGUGGGGUUGAGCAGUCUGGUAAGCUGCACACUCCAAAUAGGACUUCCCAGGCUCUUGAGACAGAAGAACUUCUGGGCAGAGGCAGGCAGCAGCCUCGGGUGGUCUUCCCCUUGUCAGUGCCAGCAGCCCCAUAUGCCACAUUAGGGUGCUUAGACAUGUAAUUCUACCAAUAUUGGGCAUGGAAAUGCUUGUGGAAAACCUACCUCACUGGGUUGUUGUGCAGAUAAUGGGAAGAAAGGGAACUGAUGUAAGAUGCUUUGUAUCCCCUUUGUGGGUGGAAAGGUGGAGAAUAAAUAAUAAUACCCCAUUAAGAUCCAGAGGAGUUAGCCGUGUUACUCUGUAGUAGCAAAAUAGUAAAAGAGUCCAGUAGCACCUCUAAGACUAACCAACUUUAU